Molecule: messenger RNA, 1233 nt
Organism: Saccostrea echinata
Lineage: Eukaryota; Metazoa; Mollusca; Bivalvia; Ostreida; Ostreidae
Product: gamma-aminobutyric acid receptor subunit alpha-1-like
Exons: 9
Coding region: 25-1233 (402 amino acids)
Biological process (GO): signal transduction; monoatomic ion transmembrane transport; nervous system process
Cellular component (GO): neuron projection; membrane; synapse
Molecular function (GO): neurotransmitter receptor activity; GABA-A receptor activity; extracellular ligand-gated monoatomic ion channel activity
Source: RefSeq, a predicted model, not a curated record
AGCUUUUCAGAUGACCACACAAUCAUGAGAAACGUCACAUUGUUACUGGACAAACUACUACAGAAAUACGAAAAGUCAGUACGCCCGGGCAUCGGAGGUCAACCAUUGGUAAUAAAAACCAACAUGCUGAUCAGGAGUAUUGGCCCAAUCACAGAAUCGGAGAUGACAUAUUCCCUUCAGUGCUAUCUGCGACAGAGCUGGCAUGACGAACGUCUAAAAUUUGACCUUCCAAACAUCACCGAGGUCACUUUGAGUAACUCCUUCCUCAAGGAUAUCUGGAAACCCAACACGCAUUUCCUUAAUGGUCGCUUGUCCGUCCAACCAAACAUUACAGUUCCGAAUGCAUUCGUUCGAAUCCGAAAAGAUGGCAGUAUUUACAUGUCCAGACGGUUAACUAUUAAUGCCAAAUGUCCAAUGAAUCUCCUAGACUACCCAAUGGAUGCUCCCGUUUGUCCACUUCUAUUCGGAGGAUAUGGAUAUACGACGGAUGAAAUUAUUUACAAAUGGCAAGCUCCGAACAAGUCGGGAGUAGAAAUAUAUGAUGACGUCACUAUGUCACAGUUUGACAUUGCUUCUAUCUGGACAAAGAAUAAUACCUACUCCAGUGCUAUUGGGACGUACUCCUGUCUUGAAGUAUAUUUCCAUCUGAAGAGGCAUAUUGGAUUUUUCAUGCUGCAGACUUAUCUCCCUUGCACACUGAUCGUCUGCUUGUCUUGGGUCUCUUUUUGGAUAAAUCGAGAUGCUGCACCUGCGAGGGUUCUUCUAGGAGUGACGACAAUCUUGUCCACUGCAGCAGUGGGUCUGAUUCAGAGAGACGGUCUUCCUAGGGUUCCAUACGCUACAGCUCUUGAUGUUUUCCUGAUUGUUUGUAUUUGUUACAACCUGGCUGCCAUUAUACAGUACGCCGCCGUCAAUUACUUCACCAAAAUUAUUCCUAAGGAAGGCAGCACCUCAGACGAUGAAGGUGUAAAAACAGAAGACACAGCAGAAAACCAAAAUGGGGUUAAUUUGUCGAAAGUACCGAGAAAGACACGGAGCAGAUGUCCGUUGUUAUUCUGUAAAUGUCUCAUAGGAAACUUCCGGUUCCGAUAUGACAUGGUGGCAUCCGCUGAUACCGCAUCCGGAAAUAGUGUCAGUUAUAUAGACAUCCUAUCUAGAUACAUAUUUCCGUUUUCAUUCUGUCUGUUUCAGGCCUUUUAUUGGGCUUGGUAUCUUGGGCUGAAACCAUAUUGA